CAGAGGAACGCUGGGCUGUUCCUUUGUACCUGCUUCUGGAAAACAAAGGAUUGUUGGUGACUGAAAAGUUAUGCAUCCAUGCUGUAAUAACCUAAAAAUCCUAUGCUGAUUCUCUGCUGGAUGAGACCAUGGGAGUGAAUAAUGGAUCGACUCUGCUUGAAGAAGAAAAAAAGCUGGAAGCAUCCACAGACAGAACUCUCUCAGGUCACUACAGACAGCUGGCUCAUUACUUCUGUCUGCUCUGCUUUCUACUGACCAUCAUCAUUCUGCUCCAGACUCUCUGCUUGGUUCAGCUCACACUGGUGUCUCAGUCCCAGUCGGCCCUGCAGGAAAACAAACUGAGAGGUUUGAGAAUCGGGCUGGAGAAGCUCAACCAGUCAUAUCAGCUCCUGUUCUCCCAGUACCCUUCUCUAAACCAGUACUGCCCGAUCAGCAACGCUACCACUGGUGAAAGAGAGUGCAGCCCAUGCUUACCUGGCUGGACGCCUCAGGGACAGAAAUGUUUCCUCUUCAGCCAGGACAGAGCUGACUGGAUCAGCAGUCAGUACCACUGCAUGGCACUGGGGGGCGUUAUGGCUAUAAUAAGGACAGAAGAGGAGCAGGAGUUUCUGUGGGAGAAGGCCCAGAGUCUGAGUCAGGGGGACUCAUACUGGGUCGGCCUGAGGAGCAGCGGCGCUGACGGGGGCUGGCAGUGGAGCGAUGGCUCGCUGCUGGAGAAGGGACCACAGUUUUGGGCACGCGAUCCGGAUAACGCGGGUGAAAGCAGGGAGGAUCUGUGUGGUCGACUCACCCCGAGGGUCGUGUACAGCAGGAGCUGGUUCACCUUCAGAUGCUCCAACAAGCUGAGGACAAUCUGUGAGAGGAAGCAAGCUUCUCUGACCUGACACCAAAAUAUCUUUUAUAGCAAAUAAACAUUUUACUCAAGA
Molecule: messenger RNA, 926 nt
Organism: Oreochromis niloticus (Nile tilapia)
Lineage: Eukaryota; Metazoa; Chordata; Actinopteri; Cichliformes; Cichlidae
Product: C-type lectin domain family 6 member A
Exons: 6
Coding region: 129-884 (251 amino acids)
Source: RefSeq, a predicted model, not a curated record